AUGCACCACGUGGGAGACCUCCUUGGUCAGAACAUCACCAGAAUUUCGACCGUGCCAACUACCAGCCAGCACAUGGAAUACAGCACCAUCGACCACGAUCUCACGCGGGAGGACUACGUGGCGCUCGCAGAACACCAGUCGUCCACCCCGGCGUCUUUCUCGCUGGAAGACAAUGUCGUCUGCUACUUUGAAGGAACUGUCAAUGUCCAACUGCUAUCAGAAGAUGGAAAGGGAGACCAGACGGCGUACCAGCAGGGAAAGAUCUACGUGCUGACCAGUCAUGUGACUCUGUGGUUCGCGCAGACCUCUUCGGGUGUCAACAUUCCGUACCAGAAAAUUUUACUCCAUGCCACACAACAGGGAUCUGACGGCCACCAGCAGAUCUAUCUACAGCUCGAAGACUCGCCAUUGAGUUUAGUCGGUCCUUUUGCGGGCGAAAGCCAGGAGUCGUUCAGCGAGGUGAUUAUCUCCACUCAACCGGACACUCUGAUUGACACUCUGUUUGCUUCUCUUUCUACCUGUGCAGCUCUCCAUCCAGAUCCUUCAGACUCUGAUAACGACAUGGGACAGCUUCAACCUGCCCUGGAGACGCACGCGGAGGAGAUGGAGCCCGAUGGAGACUUGGGCGAGGAGGGGGUGGGAGGCUGGAUUGCCCAUGAAAAGAUCCAGACCGAUUCAAUGGACAAUGCGUCUUUGGAGGUGAUUCUAGAAAACGAGGUACGUGCCGGCAUUGUCCGACCCCGAGAGGGCUCCGAGGAGCUGGCCGAAAAGUGGAGGAAGGUGGAGUGA
Messenger RNA from Yarrowia lipolytica CLIB122, 789 nucleotides. RefSeq lists its product as uncharacterized. Gene Ontology annotation, cellular component: spliceosomal complex; cytosol; pICln-Sm protein complex. The record is from RefSeq and is a predicted model, not a curated record. Lineage: Eukaryota; Fungi; Ascomycota; Dipodascomycetes; Dipodascales. Gene Ontology annotation, biological process: spliceosomal snRNP assembly; mRNA cis splicing, via spliceosome.